Molecule: messenger RNA, 810 nt
Organism: Myotis davidii
Lineage: Eukaryota; Metazoa; Chordata; Mammalia; Chiroptera; Vespertilionidae
Gene: AP1S3
Product: adaptor related protein complex 1 sigma 3 subunit
Exons: 5
Coding region: 1-492 (163 amino acids)
Biological process (GO): vesicle-mediated transport; intracellular protein transport
Cellular component (GO): membrane coat; AP-1 adaptor complex; intracellular membrane-bounded organelle
Molecular function (GO): clathrin-cargo adaptor activity
Source: RefSeq, a predicted model, not a curated record
AUGAAGUUUGUUGAUGACGUCAACUCGAAUAUACAUUUCAUAUUGCUUUUCAGUCGACAAGGGAAAUUACGGCUGCAGAAAUGGUACACAACUCUCUCUGACAAGGAAAGGAAGAAGAUCACCCGGGAGGUUGUUCAGAUUGUGCUCUCUCGUGGUCAGAGGAUGAGCAGUUUUAUCGACUGGAAGGAACUAAAACUUGUUUAUAAAAGGUAUGCUAGCUUAUACUUUUGCUGUGCAGUAGAAAGUCAGGACAAUGAGCUCUUGACACUAGAGAUUGUGCAUCGUUAUGUGGAGUUGCUGGACAAGUACUUUGGAAAUGUCUGUGAGCUGGAUAUUAUCUUUAACUUUGAAAAGGCUUAUUUUAUCCUGGAUGAAUUUAUAAUAGGUGGAGAAAUUCAGGAAACGUCCAAGAAAUCUGCUGUCAAAGCCAUUGAAGAUUCUGAUAUGUUACAGGAGACCCUGGAAGAGUACAUGAACAAGCCGACGUUCUGACUGCACCUUCUCGAAGUCUCUGAGUGCUCCGUGCUCUGGCCUUGCAAAGAAGCAGCGACCCGCCUCCAGUCAUUGGACAGAGCCUCCAGCACCAUGCCAAAAACAACUUAAAAGGGAUUUUUUGUUAACUAGCAAAAUUGAAAGUUGUUUAACAUAUUUAUCAUUAUUACAUGCCUGUAUUAUACUGUAUAUGACUUAUUGUAGCUCUGGAUGUUCACAUAACAGCCUCAUGAUUCAGUAGAUUUGAACAUUUGUUUGCAAUGUGUUAACUCCAUGUAAUUUUCUAAGCUAAUUUAAAUACAUUUACUGUAGUAUGUU